This is a messenger RNA of Lathyrus sativus (Indian pea), 840 nucleotides long. Lineage: Eukaryota; Viridiplantae; Streptophyta; Magnoliopsida; Fabales; Fabaceae. The record is from the annotation of a GenBank genome assembly.
AUGACUUCAAUGGAGGAAUUAUGGACUAAUUGGUUAUGUGAAAUGGAUUCAGAUGACUACAGUUUCAUCAACCAAUCAAGCAUAAAUGCAGACACUGUUAGUAGUUUUGAGAGUAACUUAGAGAGGCCUUCAAAGUUACGCAAAACAGAUUCUUCAUCAACUUGUUCUUAUAAUAUUUCGUUUGAAAAUGAAAAUCCACCGCCAAUAACAGUUGAACCAGCUUUGAAACCAAAAUCCAAAACUGUGAAGAAUGAAUCAAAACGUGCUAUUAUUCAAGAGAGCAACAAGAAGAACGGUUCAUUAUCCAAAUCUGCAACUGAUCACAUACCAGAUCAUAUUAUUGCUGAGAGAAUAAGGAGAGAAAAGAUUAGCAAACAGUUCAUAGCUCUUUCAGCUCUUAUUCCAAAUCUAAAAAAGAUAGACAAGGCUUCUGUUUUAUGUGAUGCUAUUAAGUAUGUGAAGGAGCUUAAGGAGCAAGUGAGAGUGUUGGAGGAACAAUGCAAAAAGAAAAGUGUAGAAUUAAUGGUGGAUGAACAUAUUUCUUACACAUCCUCAUUUAAUGAAACCUCAAAAACAAAUAUGUUACUGCCAGAAGUUAAAACUAGGUUGUCGGGUAAGAAUGUGGUGGUUCGAAUCCUCUGUGAGAAAGAUAAAGCAGUGAUGGUGAAUGUGUAUAGAGAGAUAGAGAAACUUCAUCUUUCAGUUAUCAAUGCGAGUUCAUUUUCCUUUGGUUCCUCUCUUCUCGCCAUAACCAUCAUCACCAAGGUGGAGGAUGAAUUGAACAUGAGCAUGAAGAAACUGGCAAGAAACCUUAGAAUUGGACUGAUGCAAUUGAAUUAG